AUGUCCGCAGCAUCGCCAACACGACCUUCGCGACGGGCUGCCUCCCGGAAAAAGCUCGUCGUUGAUUCAUCCGAUGAAGACGACACCAACACCACGCGACAACAAGACAGUGAAGAUGAUUUCACCCCGGCCCCAGCUACGAGUCCACGACGUACGGCACGGCGAAAGACAACAGAGACCGCAUCCACCCCGCGAACUGGUGGACGGACGAGAAGAACACGAGCCGGCGAAUCCAUUGAGCCUUCGCAAAUCUUCAGUCCUCCCGAGAGCAACGCCCCUUCAGAGCCGCCUUCUCCCUCGAAGAAGGCCCCACCAAAGCGAAAGAGUGUGAGAUCGAGUCGCAAGAGUCGCGCUUCUCUUGCCCCCGAAGUCCCUCAAACACCAACUGAGCCGCUACCCACUCCGAAACCAUCACUUUCGCCGGACCCAAGCGAGUCAUUGAUGGAAAGCGGCGAUUCGACUCUACUCGCCCCAAAGCCAUCCCCAACCCCGGUACCUCAGCAGAGACAUGCCACGCCGCUUGCGGAUAUUACGAAUAGCACGAUUAAUGAGCAGACUCAGAUUUUGGAGGAUGUCACGGAGCUCGCGAAACCAGACCCGAUCGCGAAGGUUGAUACACAGACUACGGUCCUCGAAAAGCCCAUGGAUAUCGUGAUUAGGACCCGGCAUACGGCUCUUCCUGUCGUACAGGAGUCAUCCGAACCGAAGUCCCGACUCGUCAUCACCAAUUUGGUCCUGAUGAAUUUCAAGAGUUACGCUGGAAGGCAAAUCGUUGGUCCAUUUCACGCGUCGUUUUCCUCGGUCGUUGGGCCCAACGGGUCCGGCAAGUCCAAUGUCAUCGAUUCUUUACUCUUCGUGUUCGGUUUCAGAGCCAGCAAAAUGAGACAAGGCAAGAUUUCUGCGCUGAUCCACAACUCGGCUGCUUUCCCAGAUCUGGAGUAUUGCGAAGUGGAAGUGCAUUUCCAGGAAGUCAUCGACAUCCCCGGUGGCGGCCACAAUGUGAUCCCCGACUCCACAUUAGUUGUCUCCAGACGAGCUUUCAAGAACAACCAAAGCAAAUACUAUAUCAAUGGGUCCACGUCCGAUUUUACGAGGGUCACUACACUCCUGAAAGAUCGUGGCAUUGACCUGGAUCACAAGCGGUUCUUAAUUCUCCAAGGCGAAGUGGAGUCAAUCGCUCAGAUGAAGCCGAAGGCCGCAAAUGAACAUGACGACGGCCUGCUGGAGUAUCUCGAAGAUAUUAUCGGCACGUCGAAAUACAAGACCCCGAUCGAGGAAGCUGCCGCCGAGACAGAGACUCUCAACGAGGUGUGCGUAGAAAAAAGUGGACGCGUUCAACAUGUUGAGAAGGAAAAGAACGCUCUGGAGGACAAAAAGGACAAGGCACUUGCUUACAUUCGCGACGAGAACGAGCUAGCUAUCAAGCAGGCGGCGCUUUACCAAAUUUCCAUGGCCGAGGCUCGGGAUACCUAUGAAGUCAAUCAAGAAGCCGUUUCCAAACUUCAGGCACAAUUGGACGAGGAACUUCAACGGCAUGCGGGUAGUGAAGAUGGCAUCAAGAGGCUUGAGAAGCAGUACAAGACCAGUUCCAAAGAUUUCGAACAGCUCGAGAGGGACUCCCAGGCCUUGCUGAAGGAGAUGGCUAAGAUCGACAAGGACACGGUCAAGUUUGAAGAAAAAAAGAAGUUCCUAACGGGGAAGCAAAAGAAAUUGGAAAAAUCUCUGCAGACCGCGGCCUUUGGCAUAGCCGAACAGGAGACCCUUAUCAAGCAAGGCACGGACGAUGUCGAGCGAUGCAACGAACAAAUCGUAGAGCUCGAAGAUCAGAUCACGAGAGAAGAGCACGAGCUCAAUGGGAUCCGCGAAAGUCUGAAAGGCAAGACUCAGGGGUUGUCCGACGAAAUCGCCACAAAACAACGAUCGCUGGAGCCGUGGCAGGAAAGGAUCAGUCAGAAGCAGUCGGCCAUGGCUGUUGCCCAAAGCGAACUCGACAUCCUUCGGGAGAGGGAGAAUGCGGGUGCUGUUGCAAUCGCCGAGAUCGAAACGAAGAUUUCUGGAUUUGAUGAGUCCAAGGUUGCCAAAACCGAGAAGCUGGGCAAUGCCAAAGCCGAAAAGGCGACCGUGGAAGAAGAGCUACAUGCCGUUCAAGCGGAAUAUGACGAGCUCAUCGAAAAGGAGCCAGCCCUCCGGUCAAAGCUGUCCGGAGCUCGUCAGAAGGCUGACGAAGCACAAUCAAGCCUUUCUGCUACUCAAACCCAAGGAAACGUGUUGAGCGGCCUCAUGCGGCUCAAAGAAUCGGGACGAAUCGAAGGUUUCCACGGCCGGCUGGGAAAUCUCGGCGCGAUUGACCAAAAGUACGACGUCGCCAUUUCGACCGCAUGUCCAUCCCUGGACAACCUCGUGGUUGACACGGUCGAGGUUGGUCAAGCCUGCAUCGACUACCUCCGCAAAAACAAUCUUGGUCGUGCCAACUUCAUCCUACUGGAUCGCUUACCCCAGCGGGAUAUGUCGGCGAUCGAGACGUCGGAAAAUGUUCCCAGGUUGUUCGAUCUUGUCAAGCCCAAGGAUAAGAAAUUCAUGCCCGCCUUCUACAGCGUGCUCCAGAACACUCUGGUCGCUAACAACCUUGAGCAAGCCAAUCGAAUUGCCUAUGGUGCAAAGCGAUGGCGUGUGGUCACACUUGAUGGACAGCUCAUCGAUAAGUCCGGUACGAUGACUGGAGGUGGGACGCGUGUUGCCAAAGGUGCCAUGUCAUCGAAGUUGGUUGCCGAUGUGAGCAAAGAACAAGUGACGAAGCUUGAGGGUGAUCGAGAGAAGUAUGAAGAGAUGUUUGCGGAGUUUCAGAAAGAUGUUCGAGAACUUGACGAGCGAUUACGGGCCCUGAAAAACAAGAUUCCAUCGUUCGAGACCCAGGCCCAGAAACUGAUACUUGAGAUUGAAAGUUUCGAUCGAAAUAUCACCGACGCAAGGAAACGCAUUCAAGAGUUGACAGUCGAGCAAACCACGCAGAAAGGUGACCAGAAGCGGAUCUUAACCCUUCAGAAGACGAUCUCAGAGUUGGAAGCCGAGAUUGAGAGACUACGUUCCGAGACGAGUAAUGUGGAGGAGGAGAUCAAGACACUGCAGGACAAGAUCAUGGAGAUCGGUGGUGUCCGACUUCGCAGCCAGAAAGCAAAGGUCGACGGCCUCAAGGACCAAGUCAACACCCUCAGCGAGGAGAUGUCAAAUGCCGAAGUGUCUCGAACGAAAGCUCGGAAACAGAAGACCAAACAUGAAAAGGCACAGACGGAUAGCGAGAGAGACCUUGCCGGCACCGCAAAGGAGAUGGAGAAGGUCGCGGAUCAGAUGACUGUGCAUGUCCAGAAUGCUUCCGGCUCAAGCCAGCAAGCAGAAGAGGCGCAAGAAUCUUUGGAGGCGAAAAAGGAAGAACUCCAAGCCCUCAAAACCGAGCUGGACCAAAAGCAGGCCGAACUGAAUGAGACUCGCGGCAUUGAGAUCGAGAUGCGGAAUAAACUGGAGGAGAAGCAGAAAAUAGGGGACGAAGCAGCUCGACGGCUGAGGAGCUUUGAAGAAAAGCUCUCGAAGUUGGAGCUCCACAACAUCGAAGAUCUCAUGACAACCAAUGCCGCAACAAUGAUCCCGAUCUACAGCCCCGACGAGCUCGCCGACAUGUCGAAGGAGACGCUCAAGCGAGAGAUCGCUGCGCUCGAGUCCCAGACCCAGUCUAACCGAGUGGACCUUUCCGUUCUCUCCGACUACCGUCGUCGUGUCGCGGAGCACAGUUCACGCCUCGCAGACUUGAACUCCGCCAUCGGCACCCGCGAGGCUUCGAAGCGCAAGCUCGACGAGUUACGCCGCCUUCGGCUGGAAGGGUUCAUGCAAGGGUUUUCCGAGAUCUCCAUGCGGUUGAAGGAGAUGUACCAGAUGAUCACCAUGGGCGGCAACGCCGAGCUGGAGCUGGUGGACAGCUUGGACCCGUUUGCAGAAGGGAUCUUAUUCUCGGUCAUGCCGCCGAAGAAGAGCUGGAAGAAUAUCAGCAACCUGAGCGGUGGCGAGAAGACGCUGAGUAGUUUGGCGCUAGUGUUUGCGUUGCAUCAAUACAAACCGACGCCAUUGUAUGUCAUGGACGAGAUUGAUGCGGCGUUGGAUUUCCGGAAUGUCUCAAUUGUUGCCAGCUACAUUAAGGAGAGGACAAAGAAUGCGCAGUUCAUUGUCAUUUCAUUACGGAACAACAUGUUUGAGCUUGCAGCUCGCCUGGUCGGGGUGUAUAAAGUCAAUCAUAUGACGAAGAGCGUGACGGUGGAGAAUAAGGAUUAUAUUGUUGCACGAUCGUGA
Messenger RNA from Eremomyces bilateralis CBS 781.70, 4335 nucleotides. Its product is annotated as RecF/RecN/SMC protein. Gene Ontology annotation, biological process: mitotic chromosome condensation. Lineage: Eukaryota; Fungi; Ascomycota; Dothideomycetes; Eremomycetales; Eremomycetaceae. The coding region runs from base 1 to 4335 and encodes 1444 amino acids. The transcript has 4 exons. Gene Ontology annotation, molecular function: protein binding; ATP hydrolysis activity; ATP binding. Gene Ontology annotation, cellular component: chromosome. The record is from RefSeq and is a predicted model, not a curated record.